Molecule: messenger RNA, 2967 nt
Organism: Hyalella azteca
Lineage: Eukaryota; Metazoa; Arthropoda; Malacostraca; Amphipoda; Hyalellidae
Exons: 17
Coding region: 198-2378 (726 amino acids)
Molecular function (GO): GTP binding; GTPase activity
Source: RefSeq, a predicted model, not a curated record
AAUGGAUUCAAAAAUCGAAUCCCAACGAAGAUCUCUUGAAGAUUCUCUUCUGAACAGCUGUCACUUAGAGUCAAAAUGCGAAGCUAUUGCAGCUUACGACAAGAUAAACCAAUACACCAGAGACGACGCUUCGUUUGUAAUUGCCGCUGAAGCUAGGGAAAGCCUUGAAAAGAAAAUUGAAGAAAUCUUCGGAACCUAUGUUGAGGAGAACAACAACAUGGCGAUGGACGAGCGUGUCGAAAUCGAUGAGACCAGCAAUUAAGAAGGCGUAUGAGAUUUACAAAAGUAAAAUGAAUUCAAAAAUCUCCCAGCGAAGAUCUUUUGAAGAUUCUCUACUAAACAGCUAUCAUUUAGAGUUAAAAAGCGAAGCUAUUGCAGCCUACGACAACAAAAUCCAAUAUACCAGAAACGACGCUUCGUUUGUAAUUGCUGCCGAAGUUAGAAACCGCCUUGAAAAGAAGAUUGAAGAACUCUUCAGGACCUAUGUUGAGAAGAACAACAACAUGGCGAUGGCCGAGCGUGUCGAAAUCGAUGAGACCAGCAAGAAGGCGUAUGAGAUUUACAGAAGUAAAUUUGAUUCAAAAAUCAAAUCCCAGCGAAGAUCUCUUGAAGGUUCUCUUCUAAACAGCUAUCAUUCAGAGUCAAAAUGCGAAGCUAUUGCAACUUACGACAAGAUAAACCAAUACACCAGGAUCAACGCUUCGUUCGCAAUUGCAGCUGAAGCUAGGGAAAUCCUCGAAAUGAAGAUCGAAAAACUCUUCAGGACCUAUGUUGAGGAGAACAACAACAUGGCUAUGGACGAGCGUGUCGAAAUCGAUGAGACCAGCAAGAAAGCGUAUGAGAUUUACAGAAGUAAAUUUGAUUCAAAAAUAAAAUCCCAGCGAAGAUCUCUGGUAGCUGCUCCUCUAAACAGCUAUCACUCAGAGUCAAAAAGUGAAGUUAUUGCAGCUUACGACAAGAAGAACCAAUACACCAGCAACGACGCUUCGUUUGUAAUUGCCGCUGAAGCUAGGGAAAGCCUUGAAAUGAGGAUUGAAGAACUCUUCGGGACCUAUGUUCAGAAGAAUAACAACAUGGCGAUGGACGAGCGUGUCGAAAUCGAUGAGACCAGCAAGAAGGCAUAUGAGCUUUACAAAAGUACAAUGGAUUCAACCAUAAAAUCUCAGCGAAGAUCUCUUGAAGAUUCUCUUCUAAACAGCUGUCACUCAGAGUCAAAAAGAGAAGCUAUUGCAGCUUACGACAAGAAAAACCAAUACACCAGAAACGACGCUUCGUUUGUAAUUGCAGAUGAAGUGAAGAAAAGCCUUGAAAUGAAAAUUCAAGAACUCUUCGGGAUCUAUGUUCUGAAGAACAACAACUUGGCGAUGGACGAGCGCGUCGAAAUCGAUGAGACCAGCAAGAAGGCGUAUGAGCUUUACAAAAGUAAAUUGGAUUCAAAAAUCGAAUCCCAGCGAAGAUCUCGUCAAGAAAUUCUACUAAACCACUGUCACUCAGAGUCAAAAAGAGAAGCUAUUGCAGCUUACGAGAAGAAAAACCAAUACACCAGAAACGACGCUUCAUUUGUAAUUGCCGCUGAAGCUAGGGAAAGCCUUGAAACGAUGAUCGAAGAACUUUUCGGGACAUAUGUUCAGAAGAACAACAACAUGGCGAUGGACGAGCGUGUCGAAAUCGAUGAGACCAGCAAGAAAGCAUAUGAGCUUUACAAAUGUACAAUGGAUUCAAAAAUCAAAUCCCAACGAAGUUCUCUUGGAGAUUCUCUUCUAAACAGCUAUCAUUCAGAGUCAGAAAGCGAGGCUAUUGCAGCUUACGACAAGAUAAACCAAUACUCCAGAAAAGAUGCUUCGUUCGUAAUUGCAACCGAAGCUAGGAAAAGCCUUGAAACGAAAAUUGAAGAACUCUUCGGGACCUAUGUUCAGAAGAACAACAACAUGGCGAUGGGCGAGCGUGUCGAAAUCGAAGAGACCAGCAAGAAGGCAUAUAAGCUUUACAGAAGUAAAAUGGAUUCAAAAACCAAAUCCCAGCGAAGAUCUCUUGAAGAUUUUCAUCUACAUAGCUAUCAUUCAGAGUCAGAAAGCGAAGCUAUUGCAGCUUACGACAAGAAAAUCCAAUACACCAGAAACGACGCUUCGUUUGCAAUAGCAUCCGAAGUCAGGGAAGGCCUUGAAACGAAGGUGGAAGAACUCUACAAGACCUAUGUUCAGAAGAACAACAACAUGGCGAUGGAUGAGAAGGUGAAAGAACGCGCAAAGGUGGCCAAGGUUGAAGAGAAGUCUACAUUCGGCAAACUUAAGGAAGUUGCCGGAAACGUAGCAGAAAUUGCCCUCGGGCCCACAGCCGGAAAUAUCGUUAAGGAAGUUGGAGAGGCUAUACCGCUUUAGCGGACAAAAUUUCCCCUACAGCUUCGCAACGCGGGCUUUCGCUGUAGUUCCCAUGAUCGCAAUGAGAGGUCACGCCCGUUAUUUGCCAAGCAAGCGAGAAAAGUAAUAACAGGAAAAAACAGUGACAACCUCAUUUGAAAGAUUUAUUUCGUCGGAUGAAAUGAAACAAGGUGGGAUCAAUAUUCUGCAAAUGACACUUUAAUGCAAAGUUCGACUUUCUCUUAAUUUAUGAAGAUUAAGAGAGAUGAAGAUUAGAAGAUUUGAUUCUUCUGGAAGACUCACCAGGUGUAAAAAGUGAUGAUUCAGGUUUAUUUUACUUUUCUUAUGUAAGAGAGUUACAUGCAAGCGAUCCAAAUCAGUUGUUCUCAACUUCUCAACAAAAUAUUCAUUCAGCACAAUAUCAUGCGAGCAUCAAAAAUCAAGCUGAUCUUGAACCCUUGUAUGCUUCUAUCACUCAUCAACUUGGUAAGAUUUACGGACAUCAUCACUCUUUCAGAGUGAAUAAAUAAACGCCUUGAUUUGGCAUACUGCAUUUUAAUCACUGAUUUGAUUUGAUUUCGUUGGUUUGAUUUCGUUGGUUUGAUUUCGU